Messenger RNA from Momordica charantia (bitter melon), 731 nucleotides. RefSeq names its product reticulon-like protein B14. The record is from RefSeq and is a predicted model, not a curated record. NCBI's taxonomy places the organism in Eukaryota, Viridiplantae, Streptophyta, Magnoliopsida, Cucurbitales, Cucurbitaceae. Gene Ontology annotation, biological process: response to bacterium.
CAAUAUAACUUCCGGCAAGCCCAACAAUGUCCGAUUCCGGUGACUAUGACCGUCGUCAACCCCGUCUCCUCCGCCGUCACAGGUUUAUGCAUUCCAUAUUAGGCCAUGGCAAAGUGGCAGACAUGAUGUUGUGGAAGAACAAGACAGCAUCGGCGGCAACGUUGGUUGGAUUGAGUGCGGUUUGGUUGGUGUUUGAGGGUUUGGAGUAUCCUUUUGUUACUCUUCUUUGUCACCUCCUCAUCAUCCUCAUGCUUCUUCUUCUCGUCUGGAACAAGUUGGCACUUUUGGCCAACUGGGCUCCCCCCAAUGUCCAUGAUUUUCAAAUCUCUGAGUCCACUUUCAGACACUUGUUUGAUUCAUUCAACUGGUUGCUGUUCAACUUCUUUGAAGUCUCAAGUGGGCAUGAUUUUAAGCUCUUUGCAAUGGUAAUGGGGGGCCUUUGGUUGAUAUCAGCUAUUGGGGAGCUGGCCAAUACAUUAAAUCUCAUCUACAUUGUGUUUGUGAGCUUACAAACGGUGCCGUUUCUGUACGACAAGUACGAGGAGGAGGCGAACCAGCUGUGCGUCCAGCUCAAAUCUUACUUCCACUCUUUCUUCCACGCCCUUGACUCCAAUGUCCUCAGCAAAAUCCCAAGGAAAAAUAAAAACAAAUAAUAAUAUAAUUACUCAAAAUUACUAUAUUUAAUUAAUUAUUUCAUUCCUUCGUAAAAAAAAUUACAUGUAAAUGGGAGA